Messenger RNA from Cornus florida, 450 nucleotides. RefSeq lists its product as uncharacterized. Gene Ontology annotation, biological process: cell fate determination. The transcript is spliced from 2 exons. Lineage: Eukaryota; Viridiplantae; Streptophyta; Magnoliopsida; Cornales; Cornaceae. Bases 1 to 450 code for a protein of 149 amino acids. The record is from RefSeq and is a predicted model, not a curated record.
AUGGCAAUCCUCAAGUUUUUCAUCGCAAUUCUUCUUUUAAACCUCAUUAACAAAGGAGUUUGCGAAUGUGACUGGAGCGAUAUCAUAGUAGGUACAGUCCCGACCGGGAGAGAAGUACAAGGCAAACCAGAAUGGAGAGUGACAGUGAUCAAUAACUGCAUCUGUCCUCAGUCGGGUAUAGAAUUGGAUUGCAAGCAAUUUCAGACCGUUGAAGAUGUGGACCCUUCAGUCCUUAUGAGGAAGCCCGAUGGUCACUGCCUCUUGAACCUUGGCAACACAUUGGGACCUUCCAUGUCGGUCACCUUCAACUAUGCUUGGGAUUCUCCUUCUGCUUUAAUCCCUUUGGGGUCCGGAAUUUUGUGUAAUGCGCCCGGAUUGAAGACCAGGUGUUGUCUUAAUAAGCAUCAAACGCACCUCUUCUGCUGUCCUGCAUUUGACGGUCUUACUUAA